GAUCUGUACAAGGACGUCAUGAUGGAGGAUCACCAGCCCCUCACAUCACUAGAUGAGUCCAGUAGGAGAAAUCCACCAGAGAGAUGUCCUAGUCCUCUAUAUUCCCAGGAUUGUCCAGAGGAAAAUCAAAAUGUCCCACUGGAUCAUCAGGAAAUAUAUGGUGGAAUGAAGAGUGGACCAGAAAACCCCACAUCAGUCUCAGUGAAUGGUGUAGACCGUAUGAGAGGAUCAGAUUCACAUCACAUUUCAUCUUCCUCUUUUGAUGUAGAAGAUAAUCAAGCACAGAUUGGCAAAAAGAGAACUGGGCCAUUUACAUGUUCAGAAUGUGGGAAAUAUUUUAGUCGGAAAUCGCGCCUUAUGGAACAUCAGAGAAGUCACACAGGGGAGAAGCCAUUUUCAUGUUCAGAAUGUGGUAAACGUUUUAGUAAGAAAUUAAGUCUUGUUGAACAUCAGAGGAGUCACACAGGGGAAAAACAAAAUUCAUGUUCAGAAUGUGGGAAAUGUUUUUACCUUAAAUCAGCGCUUGUGACCCAUCUAAGAACUCACACAGGGGAGAAACCAUUUUCAUGCUCAGAAUGUGGGAAAUGUUUUAGCCAAAGAUAUAGUCUUGUGGGACAUAUAAGAACUCACACAGGAGAGAAUCCAUAUCCAUGUUCAGAAUGUGGGAAGUGUUUUAGGAAAAAAGGACAUCUUGUUCUUCAUCAGAGAACUCACACAGGAGAGAAGCCACAUUUAUGUUCAGAAUGUGGGAAAUGUUUUAGCCAUGAACAAGAUCUUGUGAAACAUCUAAGAAUUCACACGGGGGAGAAGCCGAAUUCAUGUUCAGAAUGUGGGAAAUGUUUUAACCAUCAAUCAGAUCUUGUGAAACAUUUAAGAAUUCAUACAGGAGAGAAGCCAUAUUCAUGUACAGAAUGUGGGCAAAAAUUUCGUGUCAGACCAAAUCUUGUUGGCCAUCUGAGAACUCACACGGGGGAGAAGCCAUUUUCAUGUUCUGAAUGUGGGAAAUGUUUUAGUCACAGAUACAGCCUUGCAGGACAUCUGAGAACUCACACCGGGGAGAAGCCGUUUUCAUGUUUAGAAUGCGGGAAGUAUUUUCGUCACAAAUCAACGUUUAUGAGACAUCAAAGAAUUCACAUAAGGAAGAAGCCAUUUUCAUGUGCCGUGUGUGGGCAAUGUUUUAGUUGGAAAUCGGGUCUUCAGUCACAUCAGAAAUCUCACUCUGGUGUUAAGUCAUUGUAAUGUACAGAUUAUAUGAAAUGUUUUAGUAAUGGAGCUCCAGGGUAGGACCUUUUACCACAUGAUGGCUUCUGAUGUAUAAAUUAAAGAGCCUCUGUCACCAUGGUCAACCCUAUUUAAUCAGGCAUACUGCCUGGCACAGUUGAUUAUGAUGAGCUCACUACUCACUACUACUCUGCUUUCUGCAAUUGAUUUAUUAACAUGCUUAUGA
Messenger RNA from Bufo bufo (common toad), 1447 nucleotides. Its product is annotated as zinc finger protein OZF-like. The transcript has 6 exons. Lineage: Eukaryota; Metazoa; Chordata; Amphibia; Anura; Bufonidae. Gene Ontology annotation, molecular function: RNA polymerase II cis-regulatory region sequence-specific DNA binding; DNA-binding transcription activator activity, RNA polymerase II-specific. Gene Ontology annotation, biological process: regulation of transcription by RNA polymerase II. The record is from RefSeq and is a predicted model, not a curated record. Gene Ontology annotation, cellular component: nucleus. The coding region runs from base 19 to 1239 and encodes 406 amino acids.